UUGCCGCGAUCGUCGUUCGAUCGACGACAGAUUCGUGCGGACGGUACACGCACUCACACACACGUACACGCGUGCGCGCACACACACAACACACACGCGCACGCGCGCGCGCACACAUACACAGACACGCACACACAAGCUCGCACGCACCUGACGCCGAGCACCGCACGCCACUCGCACACGCACGUUACACCGAAGCGGUCGACGGCCGCCGCGCGAUAUCCGACUCAGUCGACGGACGCAGUUUGCACCGGUACCAUCUCACUGCCGCCGCGGUUGUCCACCGUCUCCCGAGAGCCAACCCCACGUCGUCGUCGUCGUCCGAGUAACACGCGGCCGCACGAUGUCCGUCGCCUACCGGUCCACCGCGUCCCGAUGCGUUCUGUUUACUGCAGCAAUUGUGAUAUUCAAUCAUACUCUCGUCGCUCCAAUAAAUGCCUUACAAAUUAAUGAACAAAAUAACACAAAACCAUAUCCAAUUACUGCAUUUCAAAAAUUGAAACGUUUACCGGACGAAAGCUCACUAGAUCCCGUGUCGAAUGCAGACGAUGAAACUCAGAGGUCGGUCCGAAAAAGCGCUGUUUUGUAUAAUAAAGCUGACAUAACAACAACAACUCAAUCGAAUAUUGUUGCGUCACUUUUCCGACUAAACGAGGAGGAAGGUAAUACGUGUAUUCUGUUGAGGGUAGAUGCUGUCAUAGAAGUAAAGUUCAAAACUAAACUAGGUUCUGAAGACCAAACUGAUCUCUAUGUUCCUGACGACGCAGAAGUAACUGGUGAUUGCAGCAAUGAAGAUGAUGCAACGUUAAUACUCAAAUGGAAAAAUUUCGUCUUUACUUGGUACUUCACAAAGACUCUUGGAGGAGAAAGAUGGUUUGUAAAGGCAUUGGAACUCGAAAUAAAUACAGCUGACAAACAUUUCGAUCAUAUUAAAACCAAAGAUAAAAUUGUACGCUUGUCAACUGUAUCCAGUUAUGGUACACUGCUGUUCAUGACGCCAGUUGGACAGUCAUAUUCAUGUCAAAAAGAAAUUAGCGUGGUAUUGAGUGAUCAAAACGUACCUACGAUGAAAGGAUACGUAUUGCUCAGAGCAUUUACUGUUCAGCCGUUUAUAUUCAAAAAUAAUGAAUUUGGACCAGCUUACCAGUGUUCGUCGAUCGGUGCUGGCGCCAUGAGGAACGAAACCGUACCGUUCAUAUUCGGAAUCACUCUAGCGGCCGUCGCCAUACUCACGGUUGGUGGGUAUGCGGUAUUUAGACACUUCAAAAUCAAGAAAGUCCAGUACGACACGAUGGAAUAAAUGAUUUGAAUCAUGGGAUCUCUAGACGAGCUGAACAACUGGGAUUUUGUUUUGAUUAUACCGUUUUUCAAUUGUUUUGAUCAAACAGCAAUAAUCGCAUAGACGACGUUUUUAUUUUAUCAUAUAGUUUAUAUUAUAAUAAUAAUAUGAUUAGGCUAUUACUCGAUACUGCAAUGACACAUUUUGUGUAAAUUUUGUUUUCUUUUUAGAGUUUUUUGUACUGUCGGCGUUUAAAAGAACAUUCAACGUACAACUUUAUUUAAAGUGUAAAUUUCAGGUACCUAUUUGAUAAUUAUUUUAAGUACCUAAGCAUUGGUAUUACAAACUUGACUAAUUUAACAUACAUUUCUAUCAUAUUUUUUUCAUUUUCUUAGCCCUCGUAACCAUUUACUUGGCGUAGAUUUUUUUUUUUAAAUAUUUUUAUUUAUUUUAUAACGUUAAAAAAUUAAAUUCUAAAACUCAUUUAUAAUAUACCUAAGUAAUUUAUUACUGAAGUAUUCUUUCUUAUUUAUUUAAAAAAAAAUUAAUUUUUAUCAUUCUAUUAUCAUUAUAUUAAUCGGUAUUAAAUAAAUUAGCUAUACACUUUAACUAUUUCAUUUUUAGACACAUUAAAAAUCUCAUUAUUAUUAUUAUUGAAUAUUUAUUUGUCAACUUAAUCCCAUUAUAUAGUUAAUUUGAUAUUAUUCAACUUAAAAAGCUUAAUUAAAAUUGUUAUUAUAGGUACGUAUUUUUUUAUUUAUAUAAUAUGAUAUUGUAAUAGCAAAAUAUACAUAUUAUUUUCAAUAAUAUGUUUGCUUACACUUGUAAUGUAUACCUACGUUAAACCACAUGUGCUAUAUAAAUAAUUAUUACUAAUAGUGUAAAUGACUAGGCAUUUUUUUUUUAAAUAUUAUUAAAAUAUCGAUUAGUUUUGUUUUUAUUCAGUGUAUUUAAAAUGGUUUUAAACUUUUAACCUCUUUGUGUAUACGUUACAAGAAAAACUAUUGUUAUUCAGAUGUCAAUUACCUACAUAAUAUGCUUUUGUUUCGACGAUUUGUAGUAACGCAUUGGGUAAUUGGAUUGAUUUUCGUGAAAUCUUUUAAAACUAAUAUAGUUUUGUAGUAAAACAAAUUACUCGUGUAACAUCUAUGUUACUUAACCCGUAAUUGACUGGUCAUUACAACAUUAUUAUUAACAAUGAAUUAGCAAUAUUAUUAUAUGAAUAUUCUAAAAUUAAUUUAGUAUAUAAUGCAUUUUUAUAUUUAUUUUGUUUUAGGAUAUCAGAUUGUAUUGUUGUAAGCAAUAUUAAUGAAACUCUUUAUAUUUGAUAUUCUUAUCGGUAAUUAAGUUUUAUGUUUUGGAUUUACAAAGGUAGUAAGUCUAAUUUCAUAUAAGAUUUAUCACCUUUUCUGCUUUAUUAUAUUUUUUAUUUCGGCUAAGUCAUAGAUUGUCUAUUAUUAUAUUUUACCAUUAAGUAUAAAAAAUAUAAACUGAUUUACAAACAUGAUCACUACCCAGUACACAGUACACGUUGAACAUUAAAUCGCCAUUUUCAAAUUUCAAAUUAUCUUUAAAUACUGUCAUUUUAUCGAAAAUUAAUUUGGAAAUGCAAAAUUUUAGUUAAAUAUUUGAUAUUAUUAUCAUUGAUGUUAUUAUUUAGUAUUGUAAGUGUGUACAGUCUUAAGUAUAACGCCCAUUAUCAACAUAUUCUAAUUAAAUACAUUUCGUAGACAAUAGUGAAUUGAGAAAAUCCUUAACCAUCUUUUGAGGAAUAAAAUGGGCUAUAAUGAAAUACAAAAUUAUGCUAACACUUAAUUCUUAAAAAAAAAAAAAUAAAAAAACAAAAAACACAAGAUUUGCGUUUGUUAUAAGGACCAUCAUUAGUAUAUUAUUAGUUCAAUUUAAGGACUAUGUUACUGUGUUCGUAAUAACUAAUAUUUGGACAAAAUUAGAAAUCUCUUAUCCGUUUUUAUACACACAUGUUAAAUUUAUUGCAUAUCAUUGUUCCAUUCUCUUCAUUAUUAAUUGAUAUAAAUUCAUACACAUCAGUUUAUCUUCAUCAAUAUUACUUGAAUAUCUUUAUUUUAGUUGUAUUAAACAUCUUUUUUUUUCUAACGGUUAAUAGACAAAUAAAUUCAAUAAUGCAUUAAAACGACCAUACAUCUCAUUAACAAAUUAAUUUUCAAUAAUAAAACCAAUAAUUAUAAUAUUUUUAAAACCAUAAUAUUUUAAAUAAAAGCGACUUACUUUAAUAUUAUAAACUAUAUUGUAUAUUUACUUAACCGUAUAAAAAUAUUUCACUUAACAUGGCAUAUACAUUUUUAUCGGAUUUGAAACAAAAACCAUUUUUUUUUUUUUUUGAUUAAUGGUUUUAAUUUUUGAAUAUCGAUAUUAAUUUUUUCUAAUUCAAUUUUAGUUUCAUACAUCAGUAUUGAAUUUUUACAAUUUUUAUUUCGUUUUCGAAUACCAUUAUUGAUUUUUUUUCGAUUUCGGUUUGGAUAUUGUUUUUGCUUAAAUACCGGUGUUAAGCCUCGAUUUUUAUCAACAGAAAAUUGAUGAUUCAUAUUUAAUGGUUUCCGAGUAAACUAGUUUAUAUGGAUAAAUUAUUUAUGAUUAUAGAAAAAAUUGUAUUAAUGAUAAAUUUUUAUCAAAAUAAAAUAACUAAAAAAAUAAAUGCAAAUAUUCGCUAAACAAGUGUUAACAAAUUUUUGAUGUUUUUACAUAUCUUUUAAGGUUACAUCUUAAUGGUCAAAAAUUUUAAAUUUCUCUAUACUAGUCUUAAUAUUACAAUUUUAUAAGAUAGCUCUUACUUAAUAAGUAAUAUAUUUAAAAAACAUCACUAUUAAAAAAAAAAAUAAUAUCAUAUCAUAUUCGUCAAUAAUAUGUGAUAAAUAUAUUAAAUACCUGCUUGAUGAUUAUGUUGAUAUAGAAUACCUAUGAUAUAUAACCAAGUAUUAAAUAUAUUGAAGAUUAACAAAUUAUUAAAUUAUUUAUCUAUUUACCUAAACAUGAUUUAAUUUUUUAAUUCUUUUGUCGCUUAAAUUAUAAUUGAAUAGAUUUUUUUUUAUAUUGAAUACCAUAGUUGAUAAAAUACAUCUAAAUUAUUAAAUUUUUGCAAAAAUAUUAUAAUUGAAUUAAUAAAAUCGAGUAGACUUCGUAUGUGAAAACUCAACGCUUAUGGUUAAAAUAUGUAUUAUCAUUAUCUUUACUGUGAAAUUAUUCUUAUAUUAGACUGUUCCAUAAACACAUUAAUAAUUAUAAUUAACACUAUUUUUGAUUGUUUAGAGAAUACAUUUAAGUGUUGCGGUGUGAUCACCGUUUUCAUAAAUAUUUACUAAAGAUAAAAAUCAAUAUAAUAAAGGUAUUAUAUUGUUAAUAAAAUGCAUAUCGACGUCCUCGUCUUCCAACACAAAUUUUAAGCAUUUUAAUAUUUUACGGUUUUUUUUUUUUUUUGUAUAAUGUGAUUUAUUAUAUUCGAGUGUCUUUCUCUCUCAUUUUUACGACGAUGAAUACCAUAUAAUAUAAUAUUUAUUAUAUUAUUAGUUUAUAAACAUUGUUAUCAUAGUAGUUUAAUAGUUAUACUGUUUGUGUGUAGUCUAUUAAUUUAGCUGAGCCAUAGUAUAGUUCUAUGAAUUACUAUAAUUAUAAUAAUAAUUAUUAUUAAUGCUAACACUAUGAUUAUUAUUAUUAUUAUUAUUAUUAUUAUUGUUAUUAUUCGCAGUAGUAUUAGUUACUUAUUAUAUAUUUAUUAUAAAUUAUUAUUUUUAUUAUUAUUAUAAUUCUAAAUUAUUAUUUUUACAAUUAAUACUAUUAUUAUUGUUUACACAAAUUAUAAUUGCAAUAAUAAAUUGCACAUUUUAAAAUGUGUUUUUAACAUUGUAAACUUUUAAAAUUUUAUGAUAAAUAAAUAUUUAAGCUAUAGAA
Molecule: messenger RNA, 5203 nt
Organism: Rhopalosiphum padi (bird cherry-oat aphid)
Lineage: Eukaryota; Metazoa; Arthropoda; Insecta; Hemiptera; Aphididae
Product: lysosome-associated membrane glycoprotein 5
Exons: 8
Coding region: 344-1300 (318 amino acids)
Cellular component (GO): membrane
Source: RefSeq, a predicted model, not a curated record